Messenger RNA from Sphaeroforma arctica JP610, 180 nucleotides. RefSeq lists its product as hypothetical. Gene Ontology annotation, cellular component: actin cytoskeleton; vesicle; myosin complex. Gene Ontology annotation, molecular function: microfilament motor activity; ATP binding; actin filament binding. NCBI's taxonomy places the organism in Eukaryota, Ichthyosporea, Ichthyophonida. Gene Ontology annotation, biological process: vesicle transport along actin filament; actin filament organization. The record is from RefSeq and is a predicted model, not a curated record. The annotation marks the transcript as partial. The transcript has a single exon.
GCACCCGGCCAUAAAGGGUGUUUCAUCGGUGUGCUGGAUAUCUACGGAUUCGAGGUGUUUAAGGUCAACAGUUUCGAACAGUUCUGUAUCAACUACGCCAACGAAAAACUGCAGCAACAGUUCAACCAGCAUGUCUUCAAACUGGAACAGGAUGUAUGUACAUGUAUGCGUCUACCUUGA